AUGUAUGCUAUUCAUCUCAUUUUGAUUAUUUCUUUUGUUUGUGCCGGACUCGUAUACUCAAACCAAUGCCGUGACACUGCUGGAGAAGACUGCUGCCUCAACCGCGAAUGCUCUACAGACGCCGGUAACGGAUACUGCCGUAACAGGAACAACCAGACGUGCGAGGGAGAGUAUGUCGUGGGGUCUGGUCCCACCUACCCCUGCCCAGGUCCAACCUAUAUCGUUUGCUGCGUGCGGUGGGAGGAUAUGGUGAAUGAAACAGAUACGUCUUCUUCGAGUACGAGUUCGCAGACGACGCUUACGCCGAGUUCGAGUUCGAGUUUCGUGCCGUCAUCAUCAUCAACGACAGAUGGAUCAUCGCCGACGGAGACGGGUUCCUCUUCUUCGGAUUCGAACUCAUCGUCGGGGUUGACGGUUUCGCAGAAAGGUGGGAUCGCUGGUGGGAUUGUGGGCGCUGUUGCGGUGACAAGUCUUGUGUUUGUGCUGGUUUGGUGGAUGCGGAGGAGACGUCGGCUGCUGGGGAAGGGGGAGAAUGUUGGUGAUGGAGAUGGGGACGGGGACGGCGGUGAUAACCGAGCUGUGACGGAAACCGCGGUUGGGGCGAUGACGGGGACAGGCUCUGUUGAGCGAGGACGCGAAGACGAAGAAGAUAAAGGCGCGGCGAUGCUGGCGUCGAGGGAGAAGCAGGAGUUGGAUGGGUCCGGCCGGGCACUGCAUGAGAUGGAUUCGGAGACGGCUAUGACGCCGACGACGCCGACGGGGAAUGAAAAGGGUGCGCCGGAGACGAAGGUAAGAAGAAUGGCGGAGCUACCGGGCUCGUUGGCUGCGAUCGCAGAGAUGCCUGUUCCUGAAGAGAGACGGGGAUGA
Messenger RNA from Aspergillus calidoustus, 867 nucleotides. The record is from the annotation of a GenBank genome assembly. Lineage: Eukaryota; Fungi; Ascomycota; Eurotiomycetes; Eurotiales; Aspergillaceae.